GCAAAUAUCCAUCGUCUUCUUCACGUGUUUUUAAAUAUGGCGAAAGUGACGGGAGAGCAAGCGGUUCACAAACCGGGACCUUUGAAGCAGUCUAACAAAGCACACAAGCAUGGACGUCACCGGACAAAAAGCCAGUUAGAUAAUGCAAACAGAGGCCGUGUCAGUGUCAAAGUUGUGUCAAAGAAAUCUAAAAGCCUGGGACGCCUCCAGAAACGGCUGCAGGCCAAGCAAAGACGGAAAAGUAAACUGGACGAAAUUUUAGAAAAGAAGAGAGGAAAUAUUGGCAAAGAGGAAAUGCCACCACACGUGGUAGCAGUUGUUCCUCUUGAUUUGGCUUGUAGUGUGGAGGCAGCUAUUAAUCUUUUAUCUGGAAGUGAUGAUUCAGUUGUAAGGACAGAUAAUUCGCAUUCAACAACUUUGACAUCAAUCAAACAUCGACAGAGACUUACACUUCUAUCCCCAAACAUAGACGAUCUCGAUUCUGUGUUAAACAGUGGAAAAGUUGCCAACACAAUUGUGUUUCUAUCUUCUGCACAAGGAAGUUUCCACGCACAUUCUGAACAGAUAAUGACUUGCCUCCUUGCACAAGGUCUGCCAAGUACUGUCCAUGUAAUUCAAGGACUUAAAAGUGUAUCUGAAAAGAAAAGGUCUGAUGCAAAAAAGCACAUAGCAAAAUCCCUUGAGACCUGGUUUCCUGAUGAAAAGCUAUAUGCACUUGAUUCAGAAAUGGAAGCUUCAAUUUUGCUGAGACAUAUUGCAAAUCAGAAACAACGACCAGUAUUUUAUAGAGACUGCCGACCAUUUUUGUUGGCUGAAAAGGUUGAAUUUGCAACUCACCAAAAUGAAGAUGGUCAACAAAGUCCUUUAGGAACACUCAAAGUGACUGGAUAUAUAAGAGGCCAUCAACUUGAUGUGAAUAAACUGAUCCAUAUACCAGGUUUUGGAGAUUUUCAGAUGCUUCAGAUAGAAGCACCAGUUGAUCCACACUCCCUUAAGCUUUUAAAAAGAAGGCAACAAAAGGAUGGGAAUGAUGGCAUGCCAAUUGAUGGUGAAACAGGAGAGCUAAUGGAAGAAGAUGUCAAGCUAAUUGGCAAAGCAAAUCCUGCUUUGCAAGUUACACUUGAAUCAGAGGUGAUCCCUGACCCAAUGGAUGGAGAGCAGGCAAUGCUUGAUGAUGAUUUAGCGUUAGUACAAGAAGAGAAACUUUCUAGCCAGGGAUCAAAAACUUCUAAAGGAAAAAGUAGGAAGAGAGUUCCAAAAGGUACCUCUGACUAUCAAGCAGCAUGGAUCGUUGAAAGUGGUGAUGAAUUUGAUGGCAGUGAUGAUGAUGAUGAUGAUGCUCAUGAUGACUUUGACAGUGAUGACGAAGAGCAUAAGAAAAUGAUGGACAGUGAAGAAGAAAGUGAGGAUGAAGAAGACAUCGACAAUUCUGAUGCUGUGUCUGUCUCUACAAAUAUCCCAGAUUCUAAGUAUGACCAAGAAAUGGAUCUUGAAGAAGAACGAAGGCAGCUUGAGAUUUACAGAGCAGAAAGAGAAAAUGAAAUGUUUCCAGAUGAAAUGGACACACCAUUGGAUAUCCCUGCUAGGGUACGCUUUCAAAGGUACAGAGGCCUAAAGAGUUUUCGCUCAUCACCAUGGGAUUCAAAAGAAAAUCUGCCUUAUGACUAUGCAAGGAUCUUUCAGUUCCAAAACUUCCUGAGAAUGAAAAAGAGAGUCAUGAAUGAAGAGGUUGAUGGGGCAUUGCCUGGUUGGUAUGUAACAGUUCAUAUAGCAAAUGUCCCAAAAGAUGUCAUUGAGCACGCAAAAGGAACUUUUGUUAUCUUUGGACUGCUACCUCAUGAGCACAAGAUGACAGUUAUGCAUUAUGUAAUAAAAAAGCAUCACUCAUACACAGAGCCUGUUAAAGCCAAGGAUCAUUUGGUUUUUCAUGUUGGCUAUAGAAAAUUUUGGAAUCAACCAAUAUUUUCACAGCACACUACUGGAAACAAGUUCAAGUACGAACGAUUUCUGCCAAAGGAAGGUGUUGCAGUAGCCUCAGUAUAUGCUCCAGUGAUGUUCCCACCGGCUCCAGUACUUGUCUUUUCACAAGAUGGUAACCUUGUAGCGACAGGUUCAGUUUACAAAUCAAAUCCUGACAGAAUUAUUUUGAAGAAAAUUGUUCUUAGUGGCCACCCAUACAAAAUCAACAAGAGGUCAGUUGUUGUUCGCCACAUGUUUUUUAACCGUGAAGACAUUUUUUGGUUUAAACCUGUUGAGUUAAGAACAAAAUAUGGAAGACAUGGUCACAUCAAGGAAGCUCUUGGGACACAUGGUCACAUGAAGUGCUCUUUUGAUGGACAGCUUAAACAACAUGAUACAAUCUGUUUGAGUUUGUAUAAAAGGGUCUUUCCUAAAUGGUCUUAUAAUUCAAAUGUGAUUUCUUUAGACAUUACAAAAAGUAGACCACAAGAUGAAGAUGAUUUCAGUAUGAUAUGAACAAGCAUAUUUGCAAUGAGAGAAUUUCUGAAGGCAAUUUUGGUUUCUUUGGUGUUAUCAUCUUUUGCUUGUGCUAUGGUCAUUUCAAGAUAGUGAGUUUGGGAAAAAGCUUGCUACAAUGUAGUUCUUUAUUUAACACAAGGCAAGUCAAGGUUAAUUCUUAAAAAAAGGAAAUGUAAAUUCCAAUAUUAUUUCAUCUGCAGUACCUUUUCAGUUAAUGGGACGAUAUAUAUUAUGCUAGUUGGA
This is a messenger RNA of Rhopilema esculentum, 2721 nucleotides long. RefSeq names its product pre-rRNA-processing protein TSR1 homolog. Gene Ontology annotation, biological process: endonucleolytic cleavage of tricistronic rRNA transcript (SSU-rRNA, 5.8S rRNA, LSU-rRNA); maturation of SSU-rRNA from tricistronic rRNA transcript (SSU-rRNA, 5.8S rRNA, LSU-rRNA); ribosome biogenesis. NCBI's taxonomy places the organism in Eukaryota, Metazoa, Cnidaria, Scyphozoa, Rhizostomeae, Rhizostomatidae. Gene Ontology annotation, molecular function: GTPase activity; GTP binding; U3 snoRNA binding. The record is from RefSeq and is a predicted model, not a curated record. Gene Ontology annotation, cellular component: preribosome, small subunit precursor; nucleus.